CCAAGAUGGCUGCUACCCUUUCACCUAUAGGUCAUGUGCUCUGGCCCGUCUAGCCCACUUGGCCUCAUACUCUAUGACCUAAGAGUGAGAGACUCAGCGCUUGCUUGCUACCUUUGCUAGUCGUCGGCCCGGUGGGGUGGUUUAGAUUGGAUGGCUGCUGUGGAGAGCCUAAGAGUUUCCGUAAAAUCGGGGGGAGGUGGUACGGACCCGGAGCCCAUGGAAGUGGAGGAAGGCGAGCUGGAGGCCGCACCGGCGACGAGGUCAUCACGGGAGGUCGUGCCGGAAACCACCAGACGAUAUGAGAAUAAGGCAGGAACAUUUAUAACUGGGAUUGAUGUCACUACCAAGGAAGCAAUUGAGAAAAAGGAACAGAGAGCAAAGCGUUUCCAUUUCCGUGCAGAAGUUGAUGACCAUCAGAGGAAUGUUGUAUUGGACCGAGAAAUUGUGAGAAAAGCAAUCCCAAAAGUUCGUCUAGAAGCAAUUUAUAUCACUGGUGUGGAUGAUAUGAGCACCCAAGAUAUCUUUGGAUUCUUUAAACAAUACCCACCUGGUUUUAUUGAAUGGCUGGAUGAUUCGUCUUGUAAUGUAGUUUGGCUUGAUGAAGUAAGUGCCACUCGUGCUCUAUUAAACACAACCUCGAUGUCCACUGACCUGAAGAGUAAAACUAGAAAGGUGAAGGAGAGCACCACUUCAAAAUCUAAAAUGGACAGACAUGCAGACAGCUCUGGUGAUGAGACGGAAGAGGGAGAGGUGGAAGAAGAUAAUCCUAGUGACACAGAAGUGGAAACUGAAAAGAAACCAGUGCCAUUGCUGGAUAAACUUUCCCAAGCUGAGGAGGACUCCAUACUCCAAAAUGAGUUACGGCCUUCUUUGAAGUUAGUGAAAGGAAAUCACCUGUACAUGAGGUUUUCUACAGAUGAUGACAAGAAAGAACAGGGAGCAGCACGAAGAAGUCAGUACUAUAUGAAGUAUGGGAAUCCAAACUAUGGGGGCAUGAAGGGGAUCCUGAGUAACUCCUGGAAGAAGAGAUAUCAUUCACGUCGUAUCCAGCGGGAUGUAAUUAAGAAGAGGACAUUUAUUGGAGAUGAUCGUUUAACUCCAGCAUACAAGCACCUACAUUCGGGUUUGGUAAAUGUUCCAGAGGAACCUAUUGAAGAGGAGGAGGAAGAAGAGGACAUGGAUGAAGAUGAUCGUGUAGUGGUUGAAUAUAGGGAUGAGCUGCAGGCGUUUAAGCGUGAGCGGGAAGGAGCGCGGCGCUCAGCAGCCAGCACAUCAGACUCUGAUGAGAUGGAUUAUGACUUGGAACUGAAGAUGAUAUCCACCCCAUCACCCAAAAAAAGCAUGAAAAUGACUAUGUAUGCAGACGAGGUGGAGUCUCAGCUGAAGACCAUCAG
Messenger RNA from Bombina bombina (fire-bellied toad), 1394 nucleotides. RefSeq names its product nuclear cap binding subunit 3 (gene NCBP3). The record is from RefSeq and is a predicted model, not a curated record. NCBI's taxonomy places the organism in Eukaryota, Metazoa, Chordata, Amphibia, Anura, Bombinatoridae. Gene Ontology annotation, cellular component: cytosol; nucleus. Gene Ontology annotation, molecular function: RNA 7-methylguanosine cap binding; mRNA binding.